Messenger RNA from Colletotrichum higginsianum IMI 349063, 1005 nucleotides. Its product is annotated as Amino-acid transporter Arg-13. The transcript has 2 exons. The record is from RefSeq and is a predicted model, not a curated record. NCBI's taxonomy places the organism in Eukaryota, Fungi, Ascomycota, Sordariomycetes, Glomerellales, Glomerellaceae. Gene Ontology annotation, molecular function: L-ornithine transmembrane transporter activity. Bases 1 to 1005 code for a protein of 334 amino acids. Gene Ontology annotation, biological process: mitochondrial L-ornithine transmembrane transport.
AUGAUGGACUCUGCAGCGGCAGCAAUGGAGAUUUCCCACCAUGACGCACCGGUUUCGCUGAAGAAGAGCCGUACUGCCGCAUUAGAGGCUAUGGAGGACAUUGUCUACGGUUCCGUCGCCGGCGUCGUUGGUAAAUACAUCGAAUACCCAUUCGACACAGUCAAGGUCCGCCUCCAGUCCCAGCCCGACAACCAGCCCCUACGUUACAAGGGCCCGCUCGACUGCUUCCGCCAGUCCAUCAAGUCCGAGGGCGUCCGAGGGCUCUACCGUGGCAUCAGCGCGCCCCUCGUCGGUGCCGCUCUCGAGAACAGCAGCUUGUUUUUCUUCGAACGCAUCGGCCGCGCCGCUGUAUACUCAUCCGGCUGGACCCCCCAGGGUCAGGAGCUGUCCCUCUCCGCGCUCUGGUUCACCGGUGCCUUCUCCGGUUUCUUCACAUCCUACGUCCUCACCCCCGUCGAGCUUGUCAAGUGCAAGAUCCAAGCGCCCGCCUGCGCCGACGCCGUGGCGGCGCCGCAGUUGCGCCCGCUGCCCGUCAUCCGCGACAUCUACCGCCACUACGGCAUCCGGGGCUUCUGGCACGGCCAGAUGGGGACCCUGAUUCGCGAGUCGGGAGGCUGCGCGGCGUGGUUCGGCAGCAAGGAGACGGUAACCAAGAUGUUCCACGUCCUUAACGGGCGGGCGGUCAAGACCCAGGCCGAGAGGGACGUGCUGGCCUCGAACCCGCUGCCGCUGUGGCAGCAGGCGCUGGCUGGCGCCUCGGGCGGCGUGUCGUACAACUUCCUCUUCUUCCCCGCCGACACUAUCAAGUCACGCAUGCAGACAGCGGCUAUCGGAGACGCGGCGUCCAGGAGGACAUUUUGGCAGGAGGGCGCGUUGGUGUGGCAGCAGCAUGGGCUGAGGGGGCUGUACCGGGGGUGUGGCAUCACCUGUCUGCGUUCAGCGCCCAGCUCGGCCUUCAUUUUCAUGGUUUUCGACGGCCUCAAGCGACGUUUUCCUCUCCAAUAG